AUGUUAAUAUAUGGAUAUAUCAAUGACCCGCGAGAUGUCUUAGAGCCUGCGAUAACAGAAGCCCGUGCAUGGGCCUCCCCACAAACGGUUCAUGAAACAGUGCGGAUACUCCCCGCAAACAACACCGGGACCCCGAUAUCGGGCGAAUGGUGUCAAGUUGAUGGGGCGUGCAAGGAGACAGAAUGUCAUGCGGGGCUUGGUUGGUAUAACUUCGAUCCGAGUUUAGGUUCAAUUUUGGUCGGUUCCUGUAACCUCCGGCGGGGGUUAUCUCCUUUGCAGACAGAAUUGGAGGCUUUGGUUUGGGCGUUCGAGAUUUUGCUCAAGGAGGUGGAGAAGUGCAAAAGGAAGUUCCAUGUUUUCUCGUUAACCCACAUUCCAAGGACGAAGAACACAAACGCAGACAAGCUAGCACGGAGUGCUCGAGAUCAGCCUUAUGAUGUGUAUUAUGUAAACUCAAUUCCACCGGCUACGCUCCCCAUACCAAGAUAG
Microthlaspi erraticum is the source of this 489-nucleotide messenger RNA. Lineage: Eukaryota; Viridiplantae; Streptophyta; Magnoliopsida; Brassicales; Brassicaceae. The record is from the annotation of a GenBank genome assembly.